AUGACGUUUGAAAAACAUAAUACUAUUAAUUGUUCACAACAUGAAAUGAAUUCACUUCAUUAUACGAAUUCCUCUCACAAUAAUGAAGGCUGUAACAAUGAAACACAAAAUUGCGACGAAGUCAAGCAACAAAUUAAUACGAAUAAACCUAAAUUUCUUCCGGAGAAUGUUAAUUGGGAUGGAAAUGUUGAGGUAGCAGAUAUCGAUUGGAGCGUGUCGUUUAUGAAGCCGUCAACCGGGCUUCCUACUUAUCCUAUCAAUAUGAUUGACUUCUCGGAUGGCAAAAUACGUGAAAGAGAUAUUCAAUGGCCAGAUAACAAUGAUAAUCUUGAUAACAAUUUUCAACAAAAAAAUGUCAUUGAACCUUCAAUAUCUAUGGAAUCUUCUGUUGAACCUUCAAUAUCUGUGGAAUCUUCUGUUGAACCUUCAAUAUCUGUGGAAUCUUCCGUUGAACCUUCAAUAUCUGUUGAAUCUUUUGUUGAAUCUUCGAUAUCAGUUGAAUCUUUCGUUGAAUCUUCAAAAUCUGUUGAAUCUUUCGUUGAAUCUUCAAAAUCUGUUGAAUCUUUCGUUGAAUCUUCAAUAUCUGUUGAAUCUUUCGUUGAAUCUUCAAUAUCUGUUGAAUCUUCCGUUGAACCUUCAAUACCUGACCUUGACACUACAUCAAGUGCAAUAAUUGAUCUGGCCCAUGAAAUUAAAUCUAUUGCCAUCAACGAUGACGAUAUAGAAUUCAGUGAAAUUUGCACGCAAGAAGUAACCCAUAAUUCGAUCAAUGAUGUGUAUGAUUUAUAUGGUGAUUCUGAACAUUCAGAAUUAUUCGGAGACUCUGAACAUUCAGAAUUAUAUGGAGAAGAUAUCCAUCAUGUUAAUGAAACAGAUAGUUGGUCAGAAAGUUCACAUACGCUACAAACCAAAGAUGUUCCUGAUCAAAAUAAUUCCGAAUCCAAUGCCGUUCAGUAUAGUUCUAAAUCGAAUUACACUAUGACUUAUUAUAUCCGACGCCGACGUCGUCCACGCAGUUAUCUAGAGCAACGUAAAGAUCCAAGAUAUAAUCCUGAUGCAAAUCAUUGGAAGAGUGAUGCGGAUUAUUUAUCAUUUGAUGGCCAAGAACGGAUUGAUCCUGAAAAACGAGAAAACGAAAAGUACGAUGCUGUUAUCCAAGCUGCAUUGGACGCAUGGGGAGCACAUAAGGAUGUAACUAUGGACGUUUUUAAAACGAAGCCGACUAAGGAUAUGAAAAAGUCAAAUGCCAUAAUAUUUGAAGAGGACGAUAGAGGUGAUAUAGUACCACCGAUUGUAUUAUAUAAUCAGGACUUACCACCGAAAGAAACGCCUAGAUCAAAGUCCCCAAUAAUAUCUCCUCAAACGUGCCCAGUUGAUUCUUCAUCAUCUCAGUCCGUUGUUUUACAUCAAUGUUCUCAGUCAAAAGCGACAUCAUUGCCAUUCGUGUUUCAUGGACAAUCUUAUGUAUCUCCUCUCCUCCAAGCCUUAUAUGAAGGCAAUAUAGCUCAAGCCAAUUCCGUUGCAAAAUAUCUCGAUGGGUUUAAGAUUGAUUUAUCACCAAUUCUUUCUAUUGAACUACCUGCCGAUAUUGAAAUCGAAGUUAGGCAGAAUAGCAAGUGGCCGGCUUAUUAUGCAGAUGUAGAUAAUCUUCAAAACGAAAUCAAUACAUUGUAUAAUCGGCAAAUAGAUCAUCUAAAAGAUACGAGAAUCGAUUUAUUGAAAAGAAUAAAAGAACGUUUUACUUUCAUGUCAGAUUAUUACUUUCAUCAAUCAGCUCAUAAUCAUUUCAAAAAGCAAUUAUCGCCACAUAAGAGCAGAAAAACUAAUCAUACAUCAAGAGAUGUUGAGCUGAAGGAUUUAAUGAAUUGGCUAUUGAGUGACAAUAAUACAAAUGAAUCUCUUACUCAUAGGCCUUUUAAAUUUUCUUCAAAUAAAAAACCUUUACAUGAAAUUUUAUCUUCAAACCUGGAGAAUCUUUUUGCUGACUCUUCAACUGAUCUUUAUUCAAAAAUAAUGUUUUCAUCAAUCGAAGAGUUGGAAAAGAAUUUGUCAUUUGAUGAUGAUGAUUCUAAUGAUCUCGAUAAUAUUUACUCUCCAAACAUUGAAGAAUCACGAUUUAUUAACAAUUUAAUUAAUCGCCUGCCUCAAGAUCAGAAGUUUCUGUUUGAUGAACAAAACCAAUCUGAGAGAUUUCCAAAUGAUUUGAACAAUGACAUUGAUCAAUUUUGGCAUUACGUUACUAAAGAUAUUUGGGAUAUUCAGAAAAUUCGGAAAAUAUCAAUAGAUGAACGUAAAUUAUAUCGGCAUAUGUUUAAUCGAAUCGUAUCCAACUAUUACGAUCCGAUUAUAACAAACAUUUACACCAAUGCCAUCGAAUUAAACAAUAAUAUGGAUGAGAAACGAUUACAGAAAUUAUCCGAAGUUAUGAAAGGUGCCCCGUGCCUUAAAAAAUUAUUUCAUGAUUCUUCACCAGCGUCAACUCCUGUUUUUAUAGUGGAUGAAGCAUCAGAAAUACCAGAAGAUGAAAUUUCUUGCAUUAUUAAUGAUCAUGAAAACCUUGAACAUUUAGUUAUGAUAGGUGAUAUGAAUAGACGCUGUGGUAAUUCUUUAUUUGAGCGAUGGAUUUCAAAUGGUG
Racocetra fulgida is the source of this 2635-nucleotide messenger RNA. The record is from the annotation of a GenBank genome assembly. NCBI's taxonomy places the organism in Eukaryota, Fungi, Glomeromycota, Glomeromycetes, Diversisporales, Gigasporaceae.